Molecule: messenger RNA, 1578 nt
Organism: Diutina rugosa
Lineage: Eukaryota; Fungi; Ascomycota; Pichiomycetes; Serinales; Debaryomycetaceae
Product: pepsin-like aspartic protease
Exons: 1
Coding region: 1-1578 (525 amino acids)
Biological process (GO): proteolysis
Molecular function (GO): aspartic-type endopeptidase activity
Source: RefSeq, a predicted model, not a curated record
AUGAAGUGGUCCGCGCCCGUAUCGCUCGCUUUAGCCGCCACUGCCGUUGCCGCCGACUUCGUCAAGGUCGACUUCGACGUCCUCGAGAAGUCGUCGCUGGGAGCGCUCCAGCGCCGGGACUUGGCCCGCCGUGAACCGCAAGCGGUCAAUAUUGGCAACCAAGGCCACUGGUACCUCGCCCAGCUCUACCUCGGGCUGUCCCGCCAGCAGGUGCUGGUGUUGCUCGACACUGGGUCGCUGGACUUUUGGGUCGUCGACAAAAACGCCGACUGUCAGGCGCCCGGCCAGGGGAACCAGUGUGUGGUUUACGGCCAGUUUGACACUCAGCAGCUGACCUCGUUCAAGCGCAACGACUCGUUGCCUGGGUUCUCGUUCAGCUACAUGGAUGACACCAGUGUCAGUGGCAACUACGUCCAGGACACGGUGCAGAUUGGCGACUACGUCAUCAACGACUACGUCAUCGCCCUCGCCAACAAGACGUCGUCGCCGUACGGGGUGCUUGGCAUCGGUUUCUCCGGUAAAGUCGCUCUGAUCAAGUCGGACUUUAUCUACCCCAACUUGCCGCAAAGAUUGAAGGACGACGGCCUCAUCAAGAAGAACUUGUACUCGUUAUACCUCAACAACAUUAACGCCGACCUGGGCCUGGUGCUUUUCGGCGCGAUCGACACCGCCAAGAUCGACGGCGAGUUGACGACGGUGCCCCUCGUCAACAUCUACUCCCAGUUGAGCGACAAGCCCAUCGAGGUGUCGCUCGAAUUCACUAAGCUCACGUUCAAGGGCGACCUGGAAGCGGAUGUGAUUACUGACAACAAGUACGUGGCGAUGUUGGACUCCGGCUCCACCAACACUUACCUCCCCAAACCGCUUUUCCAAAGAGCGUUGCUGAUCGUCGGCGGCUGGACUCAGCCCAACGGGUUGUCGUACAUUGAGUGUCCUAAAGACGACCUGCUGACGUUUACUUUUGGCUUUAACGGCGCCAACAUCGAAGUGCCCCUUGAAGAGCUCGUGAUCCCGUCGCUGGACAUCGAGGGCAAGUGCAUCUUCACCGGGAUCUUGCCGUCGCUGAACGACCUCGCCAUCGUCGGCGACUCGGUGCUCCGCCACGCCUACUUGGUCUACGACUUGGAGGACUACCAGAUCUCGAUCGGUAAAGUGAAAUACACCAACGACCUGGACAUCCACGAGGUCGACGGCACCCUCCCCAGCGCCCUGGUUAUCGAGCUGGCGGUGACGUUGUCGACGUUGGCUUCCUACGCCGAAGCUACUGCUGCUGCUGUCGCCUACCCUCAGGGCCUGUUGACGGUGACCUGGUACCGCGACCUCCUCGCCAAGGGCAACAAGGCGAUGAACGACACCGGGUUGAUUUUGGACAUGGUCACCGACGGCAAGAACGGCUCGUCGGCGGCGGCCGCUACUGGUUCGGGCUCGGGCGGCGACCUGCUGGCGCGGGACAGCCUGGCGAAGUCGACCUCGGGAGCGUCGACGACGGCCGCGUCGAGUUCGAAGGGCGACGACGCCGCCGCGUUGGCCACCCCCUGGAUGGCCAUGCUCAUUGGUUUGCUUUCUAUGUUUGUUUAG